Molecule: messenger RNA, 1641 nt
Organism: Cricetulus griseus (Chinese hamster)
Lineage: Eukaryota; Metazoa; Chordata; Mammalia; Rodentia; Cricetidae
Source: RefSeq, a predicted model, not a curated record
AUGGCCUGGCUGGGGGCUUUACCCUACGUCUGUGGAUGGUUGAUUCUCAGAAGCUGUUUCCUGGUCGGAGCGCAGCUGGAUUCUGAUGGCACCAUCACUAUAGAAGAGCAGAUUGUUCUUGUUAUGAAAGCUAAAGUGCAAUGUGAGCUCAACAUUACAACUCAACUCCAAGAAGGAGAAGGUAAUUGCCUCCCAGAAUGGGAUGGACUUAUCUGUUGGCCUAGAGGGACAGUGGGGAAAAUGUCAUCUGUGCCAUGCCCUCCUUAUAUUUAUGACUUCAAUCAUAAAGGAGUUGCUUUCCGGCAUUGUACCCCCAAUGGUACCUGGGAUUUUAUUCAUAGUUCAAAUAAAACAUGGGCUAAUUAUUCAGACUGUUUUCUGCAGCCAGAUAUCAGCACAGGAAAGCAAGAGUUCUUUGAAAGUAUCUACAUCCUGUACACUGUUGGCUACUCCAUCUCUUUUGGCUCCUUGGCUGUGGCCAUUCUCAUCAUUGGCUACUUCAGACGAUUGCACUGUACUAGGAACUAUAUCCACCUGCACUUGUUUGUGUCCUUCAUGCUGAGAGCUGUGAGCAUCUUUGUCAAGGACAGAGUGGCCCAGGCUCACCUAGGAAUAGAAGCUCUGCAGUCUCUGGUGAUGCAGGGUGACCUUCAGAACUUCAUUGGAGGACCAUCUGUGGACAAGUCUCAGUAUGUUGGAUGCAAGAUCGCUGUGGUGAUGUUUAUUUAUUUCUUGGCUACAAACUAUUAUUGGAUCCUGGUGGAAGGGCUCUACCUGCAUAACUUAAUCUUUGUGUCUUUCUUUUCGGACACCAAAUACCUGUGGGGCUUCAUCUUGAUAGGCUGGGGAUUUCCAGCAGCGUUUGUUGUGGCUUGGGCAGUGGUGUGGGCCACUGUAGCAGACACAAGGUGUUGGGAACUUAGUGCUGGAGACCGGUGGAUUUACCAGGCUCCAAUCUUAGCUGCCAUUGGGCUGAAUUUUAUUCUGUUCCUGAAUACAGUUAGAGUUCUUGCUACCAAAAUUUGGGAGACCAAUGCUGUUGGGCAUGACAUGAGAAAGCAGUACAGGAAACUGGCUAAGUCAACACUGGUCCUGGUGCUGGUGUUUGGCGUGCAUUACAUCAUAUUUAUCUGCCAGCCGCACUCCUUCUCCGGGCUCUGGUGGGAGAUCCGCAUGCACUGUGAACUCUUCUUCAACUCCUUCCAGGGUUUCUUCGUGUCCAUCGUCUACUGUUACUGCAAUGGAGAGGUGCAGGCUGAGAUGAAGAAGAUGUGGACUCGGUGGAAUCUGUCCAUCGACUGGAAAAGGACGCCACCUUGUGGCGGCCAGAGAUACGGCUCUGUGCUCACCACUGUCACUCACAGCACCACCAGCCAGUCACAGAUGGGGGCAAGCACGCGCCUGGUGCUCAUCUCCAGCAAACCCACCAAGAAUGCCAGCAGACAGAUCGACAGUCAUGUGACGCUGCCUGGCUACGUCUGGAGUAGUUCUGAGCAGGACUGCCAGCCACACUCCACCCCUGAGGAGACCAAAGAAAGACAUGGGAGGCAGGGAGAUGAUAUCCCAACGGGGGCGUCUUCCAGGCCAGUGGCAUUCACCCUAGACUCCGAAGGAUGCAAGGGACAAACCGAGCGUAUCUGA